Molecule: messenger RNA, 2541 nt
Organism: Drosophila bipectinata
Lineage: Eukaryota; Metazoa; Arthropoda; Insecta; Diptera; Drosophilidae
Product: aminopeptidase N-like
Biological process (GO): proteolysis; peptide catabolic process
Cellular component (GO): cytoplasm
Molecular function (GO): peptide binding; metalloaminopeptidase activity; zinc ion binding
Source: RefSeq, a predicted model, not a curated record
GUUAUGAAGUGGAUUUUAUUUUUUGUGGCCGCUUUUGCCCAGAGCUUGGCCACUUCGGAUUCUGGUUAUGAUUUCUAUCGUUUGCCAACGGCCUUACGGCCUCAGAAAUACCAUCUCAGCAUUUUGACUCAUCUCGACAAUCCAGAAGAUCUCCAUUUUGAGGGAACCGUCAAAAUCAUAAUCGAGGUUUUGGAGAAUACCAAAAAUAUAACACUUCACUCAGAGUCUCUCGACAUCGACGAGUCACGGACCACUCUACACCAAAUUAAUGGACAGAAAGGUGAAAACUGUAUCAACUCCACGGCCGUGAAUGCCAAACACGGCUACUAUAUCCUCAACACUUGCCAAGAACUGAUUGCUGGUAAUAUUUACGAACUAAGCCUAGCCUUUUCUGCAAAAUUAAGUACUAAGCUUCGUGGCUAUUACCGCAUAUCUUACAUGCACCCCAAAGAUAACCAAUCAAGAUGGAUUUCCAUUACUCAAUUCGAACCGACUUCAGCGCGUAGGGCUUUUCCUUGUUUCGACGAGCCAGCAUUAAAGGCAUCUUUCGUUAUAACUUUGGGGUACCACAAAAAUUACACGGGAUUAAGUAACAUGCCAGUAAAGGAAACUAGGCCCCAUGAAACUCUUCCGGAUUACAUUUGGCGUGAGUUUGAGGAGUCAUUGAUGAUGUCCACCUACUUGGUGGCCUACUCUGUAAAUGAUUUUGCACAUAUAACCUCCACUGUGGAAAAUGGACCCGUAUUUCGAACCUGGGCCAGGUACAAUGCCAUUCGUCAAUGUCGUUUUGCUGCGAAAUUUGGCCCCAAAGUGCUCAGAUUCUUCGAAGAGUUAUAUGAAAUAAAGUUUCCGCUAACUAAAAUCGAUCAAAUCGCGGUGCCUGAUUUUGAAGAUGCUGCUAUGGAGAACUGGGGAUUGGUGGUCUAUAAAGAACACAACCUGCUUUACUCUUUUGAAGAAUCGGCGCUGAGUGAGUGGCGGGUGGCGAAUUCAAUAGCUCAUGAACUGGCCCACCAGUGGUUCGGAAAUCUUGUCACCAUGAAUUGGUGGACGGAUCUGUGGCUCAACGAAGGAUUCGCUACUUUUGUGGGCACCCUGGGCGUGGACUACAUCUAUCCCGAAUGGCAUUACAAGGAUAUGAUGCAACUAACUAACUUGUUGUUGAUCUUUAAAUAUGAUUCUUUGGAAUCGAGUCAUCCCAUCUCGACGUCUAUAGAGGAUGUGGCAGAAAUAGAAACACAUUUCGAUCAGAUCACGUACUGCAAAGGAUCGGCUGUGCUCCGAAUAAUGCAUUCGUUUUUGGGCGAGGAAUCGUUCACAUACGGCCUGAAAACAUAUCUUAAUAUGUAUGCUUACAAAAACGCUGAAUCCGACAAUUUAUGGGAGAUGUUCACUCAAGCAGCUCACAAGAUUGGCGUGAUGCCCACGAACUAUGAAGUAAAAACCAUAAUGGACUCGUGGAUACUCCAAAAAGGAUUUCCUGUUAUAAACAUUACACGUGACUAUGUCACCAGAACAGCAAAUCUUAGUCAGGAAAGAUUUGUUUUAAGUACAAUGUACUCUGACCUUAAAAGGAAAGGAUGCUGGUGGGUGCCACUUAGUUACACCACGCAAGAAGACAAGGACUUUAACAACACAUCUCCCAAAGUGUGGCUGGAGUGUGAUGAAAAUGGUAGAAGUCCGCCCAAAACAGUCAAGGAUCUUCCUGGACCAGAUGAGUGGGUCAUCUUCAACAACCAGUUUUCAACGCUCUGCAUCAUCAACUACGACACGCAAAACUGGAACCUGCUUAUCAAAACUUUGAAAACAGGAGAUUUCGAGAGUUUUCACAUAAUGAACCGAGCCCAGCUCAUCAAUGACGUCUUAUAUUUGGCUUGGAUUGGAGAACGAGACUACGAGACGGCCUUAGGCUUGGUGGAAUAUCUGAAAAGGGAGCGGGAGUAUUUGCCGUGGAAGGCUGCCGAUGAAAGCUUAGAAAAAAUAAAAGAAUUUAUUCAUCUUACACCAUACGUUACAAAAUUCAAGAGCUUUAUAAACAAAUUAGUCACCCCGAUUUACGAGAGUUUAAAUACAACGGUUGGCCGUAAUCCUAAUCCCGAUAAGCUUAUGCUGCUUUUAAUAACAUUAAAGUGGGCCUGCUAUAGUGGCAUUGAAGAUUGUAUUGAAAAGGCGUUAGAUGCCUACCGAAGCUGGCGGUCUUAUCCAUUCGCAGAUGACUUUAAUCCUGUGCCCAAAAAUCUUCGAGACAUUUUUUACUGCACUGCGAUAGAGCACGGCAAUGACGAGGAUUGGGUAUUUAUGUGGAGUAGAUACCAAAACUCGACACAGGAAGUUACCCAAUUGAGAUUUUUAAAAGCCCUUGGAUGUUCGAGGGAUGAGAACCUGUUGCAGGGCUAUCUGGAGCAAAUUUUUGAUCCAAAGAAACCUUUUAAAAUGGAUAAAUUAUAUUAUGCUUUUGUUGGUCUGGUCUCAAAUCAAAUGGGCUUUGAGUCGACACGGAAAUUUGUUUUAACCAAUGCGGAUUUAGUCUACCUACAGUAA